AUGUAAGUCUAUCCUUUACGCAUAAAGGAAGAACAGUUCCAGUAACAAAAUUGGAGCAGUCAAAGAUAAUUAACUGACAUGGGAUCUCAGAUCGGCAUAUUACAAUCAAAUAGUGUUUUAUUAAAACAAAUCGAACCCUCUAAAAGAAUAAUUAGAGCUAAAACUGUAAAAAAUUUGUAAGAUAAAUCUGUGACAUUUAGUAUUUAAAUGACAAGCUUAACCAUGUCUCAACUUCAAGAAUCGAGAGUGACCAAAAACCAAGAAUUAAGAAAGAUAAUUAAAAAGGUUGGGAUGGCUCAAAAAUUUAUAAAUUAACUUCGAAAUUAUGCAUAUCAAUUAAAGAAUUAAAGAUCUAAAUAUUAAUAUCGCAAGAGAGGUUUCCUUCCAUUUUUCCCUGAUGAUAUCGUAUAUUUAGUUUGGGGAUUGGGAAUCAAUUUAUGUACUGAUGUAGCUGCCAUUCUAUAUCCAAUACAAGUCGCCUUUGAAUAUGAAGGAUUUGGCCAUCAAUUGACAUUCAUCUUACAGAUGAUCUUUUGGGUUGAUUUAUUGAUGAAUUUUAUUAUUUGCCACAUUAACAAGCAAUUAGAUUUAUUGCAUAAUCUGAAGGAUAUAGCUAAUUAUUACAUCACCACUUGGUUCGUCAUUGAUCUACUAUCGAUAUUGCCUGAUUUAGAUUUAGACAGUUUGAAACCUAUAAAAUUAUUACGGUUAUUAAGGUUUUUUUUCUAUGAAAGGAGAGUUGAAUACAACCAAUCAAUAGAGUUGCUUAAAAAGUAACAGUCUCUAAGAGAUGAGUUAAUAGUAAGAGAUGAGUACAAUUUGGAUUUAAGAAUAAAGAAGUUAAUGAAAAUAUUUUUGGAGAUGAUCAUUUUGAAUCACUUAUUCGCCUGUCUUUGGAUAUGGAUAUGCAAAUUUAAUGUUAAUUAAAAUUGGAUGGAACGAUAAGAUAUUAAAAAUGCUAACGAUUACACUAAAUUGAUAGAUGCAUUCUUUUGGGCCUAUUAAACAAUUACAGUUAUUGGAUAUGGUGAUCUUGAGGCUCAUAAUUUUGAUGAAUAUCUACUUAGUGUAAUUUGGAUGUUAAUUGGUGUUGGUUAUUAUUCCUUCACUAUUGGUAACAUUACUUUUAUAUUGAUCUAAUCAAAUCCCAAUCAGGAGUUUGAUGAUUAAUUGUUGAAUUUGGAAGACAUUACUAUAAAUAUGUCUGAAAGAAUUUAGAAUGAUUGGAUCAGAUUUACGAAGUUUAACAUCUAAAGAAAUCCCUUCUGGGCAGAGGAAUCUAAAAGAAUCAUUUCAGAACUUCCUCAUCAAUUAGCAUUAUAUACUGUUGCUGCAGUCCAUAAGGAUAUUUUGAGAACUAUUCCCUUCAUGUCGAAUGAUAUCAAUUUCUCAGGGUCCAUUCUGCCUUUUAGCACUUUGGUCUGCUAUUAAAAAUAUGAAACUGUCUAUCACAUUGGUCAAAGUGCAAAUGAUUUCUUCUUUCUUAUUAAAGGAGACAUUAGAUUGUGUGACAAUAAUGGGGAAACCUUAGUUAGAGUUAUGGAAGGUACUUGCUUUGGAGAAAUCGAAUGCAUUGAAAGCAGUUUAAGACGUUGGAGUGCUCAUGCUAUACAAGAAAGUGUUGUUUUAAUGUGUUCAUCUGAUAACUUUUCUUAAUUCCUUGAAAAAGAGUCGCCUUAGUUUUUUGAGUUGCAAUAGAUGUAUAAAAGAAGGAAGAUACUUAUUAUUGAAUAAGCAAGAAUUAAAAGAUAAAAACAAUAAAAAUUGAAGAGAGGAUCUGCUAUUAAUGAUGGUCAUCAAUCUAAUAUGAAAAGAGAAUCUACUUAGCAUCUCGAGGAACUACGAUUUAAAAUUGAUUUACGAGAGUAUCCAAGUGUCUAAUAAGAUUUAAUGCUCUAAAUUGUAGGAUAAAAAUAAGCUAGAAAUAAAAUUAUUAGAGAGAAGCUUAUCAAUGCCAUAAAUAAAAUAAGAUAUUAUGUUUAAAGAUCAUCAAAAAUUAGGAGAAUUUCCUUACAUGAUCCAGAUUAUAAGAUAAUUCGUAAUUUGAUAAAUAAUAGGAUCAAAGAUUGUACUUGGGAGAAAGUAAUUUAGAAAAAAGUGGGAUAAAAAUUAUUGAAAAACUUUGAAAAGGUUCGAGAGGAUGAAAACUUAAUCAAGGCUUUUCUGUUAAAGAGUAAACAAGAAUCAACUGAAAGACUCUCAAGAAAAAAAUUAAUUCAUAUUAUUAGAAAUAUUUUAAAAUUUCAAAAGAAGGAAUUUAAGAAUAAUAAGAUUGAUAUAUUUUACAACAAAUUUCAUUAAAUAAUCUAUGAAAAUGCUAAGAAUGAAAAGUAAGAAGAGAGAAGGAAACAAAAACAGAAACUUGAAAGCAUUAAAAAAUGUGGAGCUAUGGGAGAUUAAAUACAAAAUUUAAGUUAAUAAUUAAAAAAAUUAGUUAAUCUAUAAACGUCUUUAUCGAUGGCUAAAUUUGAAAUCAAUUAAUAAGAAUAUGAGAUUGAUUGUCUGAUUGCAGACAUUAAAAAUGAGCUAUUGUAGGUUAAAAUAGGGGAUUGA
Paramecium tetraurelia is the source of this 2553-nucleotide messenger RNA. RefSeq lists its product as uncharacterized. Gene Ontology annotation, biological process: transmembrane transport; monoatomic ion transport. Gene Ontology annotation, cellular component: membrane. The record is from RefSeq and is a predicted model, not a curated record. The transcript has 4 exons. Lineage: Eukaryota; Ciliophora; Oligohymenophorea; Peniculida; Parameciidae. Gene Ontology annotation, molecular function: monoatomic ion channel activity.